AUUGUUGCUUUGUUUUAUCGAAUAGUUGUUUCUAAUCUGCAUUUAUUCUGGCAAUGAAGGUCACCGUUAGAGCCUCUUUUUGUCUUUGUACCAAGUUCUCCUUUGCCAUGGAGAUGAAAUGGAAGAAGAUGGAAGAAGAAGAAGAAUAUGAGUAAUGGAGCGAUGAUUCCUGAUUCCUGAUUUGUGAAUUUGUGAAUCUCAAUCAUGACGAUUCCUGAUUCGGGAUUCAUGAUUGCUAAUGGAGCGAGUUGCUUGUCGCUUCCCCCGGACGAAGAGAGUCGGAUUAUUGCUAAGCUUGCCAACCAAUCUGAGAAGAAUUUGAAGGAAGGCAAUUUGUACUACGUUAUUUCAAAUAGAUGGUUUUCAAGCUGGCAGAGAUAUACGAAGCAAGGCGUGGCUGAAUCUUUGGUUGAUGAGCAGUCUUCUGGAUCUCAAAAUAUGGAUGUUAUUACUUUAAAGAGUGCAAAUAGACCCGGGCAGAUUGAUAAUUCUGAUAUAGUUCUAAAUAACAAAGAUAGUGAUGGUGAUGAACUAGAACUUCGUAGAAUGUUGGAGGAAGGACGUGACUAUGUUCUAGUUUCCCAACAAGUUUGGGAAAGACUAUUGUCUUGGAACAAAGGAGGACCAGCAUUACCAAGAAAAUUGAUAUCUCAGGGUACUUUUCACAAGAAUUUUCUUGUAGAGGUUUACCCGCUUUGUCUUAAGUUGAUUGAUUCUGGGGACCAAAACCAAUCAGUAUUAAGAUUAAGCAAAAAGGCCUCUACAAUGGAGCUUUAUGAGAGGGUGUGUAGCCUUCGUGGAGUAGAAAAAGAAAAGAUUCUUCUUGAGGUGCAAGAUGUAAAUAAUGUUUCUCCAUUCGGCAAGGAUUCUACAGGAAAUGAGUUGGCUUUGGGAAAUGCUGUAAGUUCAUCAUUCUCAGAUAUUGAUGAUGGAUAUGAUGUUUUAACAUUCUGUUUUCAUGUAGCUUGA
Humulus lupulus (European hop) is the source of this 969-nucleotide messenger RNA. Its product is annotated as ubiquitin carboxyl-terminal hydrolase 10-like. Lineage: Eukaryota; Viridiplantae; Streptophyta; Magnoliopsida; Rosales; Cannabaceae. Bases 205 to 969 code for a protein of 254 amino acids. The record is from RefSeq and is a predicted model, not a curated record. The transcript is spliced from 6 exons. Gene Ontology annotation, molecular function: cysteine-type deubiquitinase activity.